AUGGCCACUACGCCGACCUCGUCUUUGCCUUUGUCCGCUGGCGACAUUGCGGCGGUGUUGGCGUCGCUCGCCGAGUCGGGUGACUUGGCCGCGGAAGUGGCGGCUUGGACGCCGGAACUUCGGGCAGCUGUGGCGGUCGCGGUUACCUUGGCGAGUUCCUCGAC
Symbiodinium pilosum is the source of this 164-nucleotide messenger RNA. Lineage: Eukaryota; Dinophyceae; Suessiales; Symbiodiniaceae. The record is from the annotation of a GenBank genome assembly.